Aspergillus tanneri is the source of this 1257-nucleotide messenger RNA. RefSeq lists its product as uncharacterized. The coding region runs from base 1 to 1257 and encodes 418 amino acids. The record is from RefSeq and is a predicted model, not a curated record. The transcript is spliced from 3 exons. NCBI's taxonomy places the organism in Eukaryota, Fungi, Ascomycota, Eurotiomycetes, Eurotiales, Aspergillaceae.
AUGCUGCAAGAGGUAUCAACCAACCAACUGGACUUCGAGACACUUGGUGAAGACUACGCCGCGGAGGGGAGAUGGAUAGCGCUGCAGAAUCUCCGUCGCAUCUGGAGAUGCUGCGAGCAUAUUCUUUGCGUGGUGGAAAAAGCGUUCAUGAAAACCAGACGACAAAGUGGACGAGCCUCGCCAGAGCUCAAAGAGCGGGCGGUGACUCGAGUGGCCAGUCUCUGCGAGCCAUGUCUCGGGAGCAGUUACCUGUCGGAAGUGUACUUCAUUCCGGACGUGGGAGACGUGCCGUCUCUACGAAGCGUAACGGUGUAUUUUUCGCUGGACAAUGACGAGAUCAUUGGGAUCGAAUGGCGACUGCAGGGUGAGAAAUCCGGACGGCUUCUGGGACGCCGCACCUCGUCGCUGGAAAGAAAGGGGCUUCCUCGUGAUCUCGCUAUCAGUGGGUUCGUCCUGAGUCUGGGUUCGACACGCAAUGCAUUCAGUAACGAGCAGAGUAUCUACGGAUUGGGGAUCCUGACUGAGGGUAGCCCGGAAGUUCGUAUCAAGCUGGGAUCAUGGACGGAUAACGACCUAGUGCAGGCGUUCCGGGCCGACUGGCUGGAGACAGAGGGCCACCGGGUGGUGGGAAUUGCAGGGCAUUAUGAUGAAUUCAACCUCAGCAGCUUCGGCAUCAUCACAGCAGACCUGACAACUUCACAAAUAAAAAUCACCAUGCCACCGCUAUUCCCACGGGGAUUCAUCCACUACCGCUGGAUCCAAAAGUACCCGCCGCCGGGGUACGUCCUUCGACCGAUCUCAUACGUAGAAUCAAGCGAGAGCUGGCCGGGCCAUCACCCACCGAUCCUAGAAGCGCCGGUGAUAGUCAUCGAGCUGAGCGGACGGGAUCUGCGCGCAGUGAGGGUAUAUUUCCAACCGAAAGAGCAGCAAUGCGUGGGGAUGGAGUUUGAAUUUACGGACGACAGCACGCAGCUGGUCAGUGCGGAUGGAGUCACGGAGAAGAAAAACCUAAAGAUGACGACGAUUCGCCUACGGGGGGAGCGUAUCAUGGGGUUUACGUGUUGGUAUGGGAGGAGACGGGUGAUUCAUGGAUUGGAGUUUGUAACGAGUCGCAGCCGCACGGUGGGAGCCGGGAGACGCAAAUGUGUCGAGGGACAAUUUUCAUAUCAUGAUCACGACGCGAGAGAGGUUGGGGGGUUGUAUGCUGGGAUUCGAUCUUACGGGAUUGAGAGUUUGGGAUUGAUAGUGAGAUGCUGA